UGAGAAAGUUGGCACGGUCACCCAGAGCUUCGCAGGACCCGGUCACUCAGUGACAGAUGGACAAUGCAAGAAUGAGCUCCUUCCUGGAAUACCCCAUCCUCAGCGGUGGCGACUCGGGGACCUGCUCAGCGCGAGCCUACCCCUCCGACCAUGGAAUUACAACUUUCCAGUCGUGCGCGGUCAGUGCCAACAGCUGUGGCGGCGACGACCGCUUCCUAGUGGGCAGGGGGGUGCAGAUCAGCCCGCCCCACCACCACCACCAUCACCACCCCCAGCCGGCCACCUACCAGACUCCUGGGAACCUGGGGGUGUCCUACUCCCACUCGAGUUGUGGUCCAAGCUACAGCGCGCAGAACUUCGGCGCGCCUUACAGUCCCUACGCGUUAAAUCAGGAAGCAGAAGUAAGUGGUGGGUACCCCUCGUGCGCUCCCACUGUUUACUCUGGAAACCUCUCAUCUCCCAUGGUCCAGCAUCACCACCACCACCAGGGUUAUGCUGGGGGCGCGGUGGGCUCGCCUCAGUACAUUCACCACUCAUAUGGACAAGAGCACCAGAGCCUGGCCCUGGCCACGUAUAAUAACUCCUUGUCCCCUCUCCACGCCAGCCACCAAGAAGCCUGUCGCUCCCCUGCAUCAGAGACGUCUUCUCCAGCGCAGACCUUUGACUGGAUGAAAGUCAAAAGAAACCCUCCCAAAACAGGGAAAGUUGGAGAGUAUGGCUACGUGGGUCAGCCCAGUGCGGUGCGUACCAACUUCACCACCAAGCAGCUCACGGAGCUGGAGAAGGAGUUUCACUUCAAUAAGUACCUGACACGCGCCCGCAGGGUGGAGAUUGCCGCCUCCUUGCAGCUCAAUGAGACCCAGGUGAAGAUCUGGUUCCAGAACCGCCGAAUGAAGCAGAAGAAACGAGAGAAGGAGGGCCUCUUGCCCAUCUCUCCAGCCACUCCGACAGGAAGCGAGGAGAAGGCCGAGGAAUCCUCAGAAAAGUCCAGCUCCUCGCCCUGCGUUCCUUCCCCUGGAUCUUCUACCUCAGACACUCUGCCUACCUCCCACUGAGGCCGCCCCAGCCCCACUCUGCAGCCCAGGCUACUCCUCCGGCUGGGACUUCUUACCCAAAGCACAUUCUUAGCUUAUCUUUCUUUCCAUUUACAAUCUCUCUCUUACUUUCUGAUCCUAUCUGGGGAACUCCU
This is a messenger RNA of Hippopotamus amphibius kiboko, 1189 nucleotides long. It is a transcript of the gene HOXA1, whose product is annotated as homeobox A1. Gene Ontology annotation, cellular component: nucleus. Lineage: Eukaryota; Metazoa; Chordata; Mammalia; Artiodactyla; Hippopotamidae. The transcript has 2 exons. The record is from RefSeq and is a predicted model, not a curated record. Bases 57 to 1055 code for a protein of 332 amino acids. Gene Ontology annotation, biological process: regulation of transcription by RNA polymerase II. Gene Ontology annotation, molecular function: DNA-binding transcription factor activity, RNA polymerase II-specific; RNA polymerase II cis-regulatory region sequence-specific DNA binding.